Molecule: messenger RNA, 4901 nt
Organism: Trichoderma virens Gv29-8
Lineage: Eukaryota; Fungi; Ascomycota; Sordariomycetes; Hypocreales; Hypocreaceae
Exons: 4
Coding region: 97-4521 (1474 amino acids)
Molecular function (GO): lipid binding
Source: RefSeq, a predicted model, not a curated record
UCGGCCCAUGAGGCGCGCGAACUCAAGCUGCAGGGGGCCAUCGAGGCUGCUCAAGACCCCCGGAGUGUGGUAUCGGCUGAGGAUGCUGAAAAACUCAUGGUCGACCAGGCUCGAAAUGCUGGUGCUCCCGCCUUCAACUUCGACCCUAAUGCUUCUAUAGAGCAAAAGCGUUCUCAGGUCGCUGCCGCUAUCCCUCCCGAGCUUCAGCAUAUUAGACGGAACAAGGCGACGGUCAUCGCAACUGAUGUCGACGACGGUACUGGCCCGGAUGAAGAACUCCCAGAACCGACAAAGGAAGGUGUCCUCGAAGCCGGCAAAGAUGAACCAGCCAAGCCUCUAGCCAAUGGGGAGGCUGCCGAGGUCCCAUACUCGCGAACGGGCUGGGCUCCCCAGAUUGGCUGGCCUGUUGACAGCGCGCUUGAGGCGGAGAGCCUACUCGAUCACACUACAUGGGUUGAGAGCCAGCUGCCGGAUCAUCUGUUUGGAGAUUGGUACCACAACACCGGCGUCAUCAUUUUUGCCUGCAUUGCCUCAUGGCUUGUAGCGGUUUUCGGCGGCGGCCUCGGCUGGGUAAUCAUGGUCAUGGCAAUUUGCGGCACCUACUACAGGACUUCUUUGAGACGAGUGCGCCGGAACUUUCGUGAUGACAUUACCCGAGAGAUGGCCCUUAAGAGGCUUGAGGCUGAUCAUGAAUCUCUCGAGUGGAUCAAUUCCUUCAUGGUCAAGUUUUGGCCCAUCUACCAGCCCGUCCUCGCCCAGACCAUUGUCAACACUGUCGACCAGGUGCUGAGCUCUGCAACUCCGGCCUUCCUGGACAGCCUCAAGCUCAAGACUUUUACGUUGGGCACCAAGCCCCCCCGCAUGGAGCAUGUAAAGACGUACCCCAACGUGGGAGACGACAUUGUUAGAAUGGACUGGAAAUUCAGCUUCACGCCCAAUGACACUGCCGACAUGACGAAAAAGCAGAUCAAGAAUAAGAUCAACCCCAAGGUUGUACUGGAAAUCCGAGUCGGAAAAGCCAUGAUCAGUAAAGGCCUUGACGUCAUUGUCGAGGACAUGGCCUUCUCGGGUAUCAUGCGACUCAACAUCAAACUGCAGAUUCCUUUCCCCCACGUCGAGAAGAUUGAGAUGUGUUUCUUGGAGAAGCCGACUAUUGACUACGUUUGCAAGCCCCUCGGUGGUGAGAACUUUGGCUUUGAUAUCAAUUUCAUUCCGGGUCUGGAAAAGUUCAUCCUGGAGCAGAUCCACGGUAACCUAGCGCCCAUGAUGUAUGCUCCUCAUGUCUUCCCUAUCGAAGUCGCCAAGAUGCUUGCGGGAUCACCCGUCGACCAGGCCAUCGGUGUGCUCGUUGUGACACUCCACGGAGCACACAACCUCAAGAAUACCGACAACUUUUCGGGCACCAUUGAUCCUUAUGCCGUUCUUACUCUGAACCGCCGCCAAGAGCUUGCGCGAACCAAAACCAUCGAUGACAAUCCCAACCCAAGAUGGAAUGAAACCCAUUAUAUCAUUGUUACUUCUUUCAACGACACUCUAGACAUUCAGGUUUUUGAUAAAAAUGAGAUCCGCAAGUCCAAGGAACUGGGCGUGGCUUCUUUCCCCCUAGAGAGGAUCGAGGACCUGCACGUUUACGAAAAUGAACGCAUCCCGGUUCUCGCAGCCGGCAAAUCCCGCGGUAUCGUUUCCUGCGACUUCCGUUUCUUCCCAGUCCUUGAAGGCCAGAAAGACGAAAACGGUAAACUUGAGCCUCCUCCGGUCUCCAACCAGGGUAUUCUGCGCUUCACUGUCGAGCAGGCCAAAGACUUGGACGGCACCAAAAGUCUUGUCGGUCUUCUCAAUCCCUAUGCUGUCAUGUUCCUCAAUGGUAAAGUCAUCCACCAGACAAAGAAGCUUAAGCGAGUCAACAACCCCAUCUGGGAUAACGGUUCCAAGGAAAUUCUCAUCACGGAUCGCAAGAGGGCCAAGCUUGGCGUCACUAUCAAAGAUGACCGGGACCUUGCCGCUGACCCGACCCUCGGAAAGUAUCAGAUCAAGCUCGAUGACCUACUGGAAUGCAUGGAACAAGGCAAAGAAUGGUAUCACCUUUCAGGCGCUCAAACUGGCCGCGUCAAGAUGACGGCGCAGUGGAAGCCAGUGGCCAUUUCGGGCGUGGCCGGCACCGGCGGCUACAUCACUCCAAUCGGCGUCAUGCGGCUCCAUUUCAAGAAGGCAAAUGAUCUCCGUAACUUUGAAGCUUUUGGCAAAUCGGAUCCAUAUGUCCGAGUCCUCCUUUCUGGUAUUGACAAGGCGCGAACGGUAACUUUCAAGAAUGAUCUGAAUCCUGAAUGGGAUGAAGUUCUCUACAUUCCAGUUCAUUCCGCUCGGGACAGGCUCACGCUUGAGGUUAUGGACGAGGAGAAGGUUGGCAGGGAUCGCUCCCUCGGACUGUGUGAAGUUUCUGCAGCAGAUUAUAUUCAGCAAGAUGAAGUUGGCGAGUAUCUCGUGAAUGAUACAAAGCGCGUUCUCCAGAGUGAGCUUCGCAUUCACGGCAAGGGUAUUGGCAAGGGUACACUAACUUAUACCGUUGCAUUUUAUCCCUGUCUCAACAUCGCCGAUCCUGAAGAGGAAGAGGAGGAGGCGGCGGAGGAAGCCAAGGAAGCCAAAGCUGCCGAAGAGAAUGGCGAGGAACCCAAAGCCUCUCUUGACAGACCACUCAGCUCCGCCUCUAAAUCCACAUCCAAAGUAUCUCUCGACGUGUCUAGGAAAUCGGCCGACGUGUCCAGGAAAUCAGUGGAUACGGCUAAGCUGAGCGCUGCCACAGGAGAGGAUGGCCGGCCUAUAUCACCGGCAUCGAUGAGGUCAUCAAUGUCGGUAGAGAAGAAGGGGCCGCCCAAGAUCCGGCUCAGCCCCGAAGAGUUGCUCAGAUAUGAGAGUGGCAUUCUCAUCUUUAGACUGCUGGAAUCCGAGAUGCCCGAAAGGGAUAGUCAAUUGGAAAUCUUCGUUGACGACAUGGCCUACCCUUCCUAUACAUCUACAAUAGUUCCAUCAAGGUCGCACAAGUUUGAUGAGAUUGGCGAUUGCGUCAUCAGAGAGCUCGACUUUUCUCGCUUGACCAUUAAGGCGCGAAAGAAGGGCGAUGAUGCCGAAGAUACUCUGGCGUACUUGUCUGGCAACACGUUGGAGACGUUGAAGCAAUGUCUGAACAAUCCCACCACAUUGAAGCUCAAGAGCGAUGAUGGCAAGUCCAGCUGGGUCAAGGUUAGCCUCAAGUAUAUCCCUCUCAAGAUGGAUCUGGAUCCAAGCGAGAGCAUCAACAACAUGGGCAAUCUCCGUGUCGAUGUCUUGAGCGGCACAGACUUGCCAUCGGCAGACAGGAACGGAAAGAGCGACCCUUACUGCAAGUUUGAGUUGAAUGAUUUGGAAGUCUACAAGACCAAGGUACAGAAGAAGACGUUGUCGCCAGUAUGGAACGAGUUCUUUGAGGUCUCUGUGCCGUCGAGGACGUCUGCCAACUUCGUUUGUAACGUCUACGAUUACGACUUUGCCGACAAGCCCGACUUCCUAGGUGCCACCGUCAUUAGACUGGACACUCUCCAGCCUUUCAAGGCAAUGGAACAAAGCUACCCCCUGGACGGCAAGUCAGGAAGCAUCAAGCUCCGAAUGGUUUUCCGACCUGAUUACAUCACUCGAGCCAGGCAAGGAACGUCAACAUUCCAGGGCACCUUUGGUGGUACCUCUCGCAUCGUUACUGGAGUAGCUGGCGUGCCGUUCAAGGGAGGCGCCGCGGUGGCUGGAGUUGUAGGCCACGGUGUGGGCAGAGGUGCCUCGUUCUUGAAGCGCGGUAUUCUGGGUAAAAAGGAUCGAGAUGAUCCCAACGGUUCGUUGUCGGAGCUCACAGAGGUGCCAACCGUGCCAAGCAUCAUUACCAACGGCGGUGAUUUCCCCAUCAGCACCAGCAACUCCAACCCCAGCACCAGGCCGACAACCAGUGCCGUGGACAGUUCCCGGGAUUUCCCCCCUCAUCUGACGCCCGAGGGCUCUGGCCAUAACAGAACCAGGAGCUUCGGCAGCUCUUCAGUGCACAGCGCCAUGGGCAUUGGAGCUCCGUCCGGAACAGCGACGUUUACUGUCGUUGGUGCUUCCGGAUAUUCUCUGUCGACGGACUUGUACAUCCUCAUCACCCAGAUCUCACCCAGGGAAAAGAUUGUUGGCAAAACGAAGCACUACAAGUCGCCUACAGGUCAGUGGAGCUUUGACGAGACAUUCCGCUUCAGCUGCACUCCCGACGCACAGUUCAAGAUUGAAGCCAGAGGCGAGCACUUGUUUGGCAGCGAUGAUGGUCUAGGAGAGCAUUUCUACUUUGUUGACGAGACAGGCGCCGCAGCUCCAAAGGAACUCACCGUUGGCACUGGCAUAGUGACAGUCAAGAGCUCCUUCCAGCCUGCAGAGGAGAAGUACCCUGACAGUCCCAAGUCUUUUUCGCGACGCGGCUUCUUGAGCAAGCGUGAGGCGCGGAGUCGGGACCCAACGCCAAAUCCCUGAGCGAUUUGAUAACGAAAACUUUUCUUUUUUUUGGUCAUUCCAGCUCCUCCCAAGACUCGCCAGGGUCUCCAUGUGGGAGCGAGUAUUGUAUUUGCAUGAAGAACUGCUACUGACGUAAUGUUACGGCCGCAUCGUCGCUCCCUAUAUCGGCUCUAAUUGUUUGUUUGCUUCUUCUCGUUUGCACUUGACUCUUUUUCUUUAUGAAAUUGCAGCUCUGUAUUAUUUGUUAUAGCCUAUCUGCCUGGAGUCUGAGGUGAUGGAUGGGAGGAAAAGGUACGGGGUGUGUUCAAUUUGUAUAUAUAUAUAUAUAGGCAGAGUGGGACCGGCGAGGUCAAAUGGGACAGCGAUUUUAUUUUAAUUAUAUUUUCUUGGAUAACUUC